Molecule: messenger RNA, 2269 nt
Organism: Schistocerca serialis cubense
Lineage: Eukaryota; Metazoa; Arthropoda; Insecta; Orthoptera; Acrididae
Product: protein charybde-like
Exons: 4
Coding region: 195-722 (175 amino acids)
Biological process (GO): apoptotic process; negative regulation of signal transduction; regulation of TOR signaling
Cellular component (GO): cytoplasm
Source: RefSeq, a predicted model, not a curated record
GACCGGCGUCAGUUGCUCGGGGGUGGUCGUCAGCUGCUUUGGGGUAACAGCUCGGCCGUUGCAGGCACUGCUGCUGCUGCUGCUGCUGCUGCUGCUGUCAUUAGCAGAGGCACAGGCAGAAUCAAGACUGAAAGACAAGGCAGAAGAAGCCGGCCGGCUCUUUCUCGCUUGUCAGCUCUCCAAGUCCUGUCACGAUGGAGGUUCUACCCUGCCCAGUCACUGUUGACUUCUCCAACUACACAGGAGAGGAGAGGAGUAGCCCCGACUACGCGGACGACGAGUGGUGGUCGCAAUCGCACGGCGACGACGACGAGGAAGGCGCGGAGGCCGUACGUGCUCUGGCCCGGCGGCUAGAGGCCGAACUGCGGGCGGCCAAGACCGCUCAGCUGUCCCGCAGCGAAGUUCUGCUGCCCGCCGAUCUGCUGCCCCGCGUCGCGCGCUGCGUCCUGCACCAGGCCGACAGCGAGCCUUGCGGACUCAGAGGCUGCACACUUUUCAUUAAUUUCGAGACGGACCAAGAAUGCAGGCGAAUUGGAACAGUGAAAUGCGACCCCAGCACUGUUUCGACGUUCGAGCUCUUCUUGACUCUCAAACAAGACUGCAGUUCCUGGCAUUCAAUACUGCCACAGUUUCUCAAGAAUCUUGCGCGGCGUGGCACAAUAAUGAUCAGCCGGGACUUCACACUCACCAAGAAGAAACUCUUCCGUUCCUACUCAGAGUAGGGGAGUGUGAUCAUAUAUACAAGAUGAGAGCAAAGACUGAUUUCUCCCCCACUCAGGGCCACAAAUUACUAAUGCUGGGAGGAUCCCACCAGAUAACACUCACCCAGUUAAUUCCAUUGCGAGUAGGUGAUAAAGCUUUAUUGGGUAGGGCUGGCCAGAAUUUAGUGUCCAGUUUAUGAGAAUUGUCUUUCUUAUAAUGCAUAGUGCUAUUUUCAAAAGAUCUGCAUUAGUAGUAAUUUUUAUAGCUGUUACUAAUGGUCAAGAUGUAAUGUAACUUUUAAGAAACUGGGUGAUUAAUACGAUUACAAAUACUAGUGUACCUGCAGUACUUACUGGUGACGAAUUAAAUAAGGGAGAUUGUGAUGUACUGUGUCAUUGUGGUGUCGAAACUCUUGAUAGCCACAGCAAUAUCUGCAUGUGAUUAAAGUGUGAUGAACAAAUACCUAUAAUUAAACAUAGACAUAGUUUUAAAGUAAUGUUCAAAAAUUUUCAAGUAUAGAUGUUCUAGAAUUUUUCUGUAUUCUACAGCACCAUAUUUUAAUUAAACAGUUUCUGAUGUACUGAUAUAGAACCCUUCAUCACACUAAAAAAAAAAAAAAGCAAUUUUUCCUCAUAAUGUGAUCUGAUUGUUUGGUAGUGCAAAGUGGUUUUUGGUGUGUGGCACUGACAUCAAUUGCCUUUCAAUUUAUUUGCUGCUCAUUACGUUUACUGUAUCAGUAAAUGAAAUGAUAACAGUAAGAUAUACUUGCUUUAACUAUCCUUGUCUUCCAUUAUUUUGUUCAUUUUUCAGAUUUGUUUAUGUAUAUGAAAUGUUUAAGAUACAUACUCAUUUGUGACAGAUCUUUAUCUAGUUGGAUGUAUUUAUUUUCAAAAUUAAUUUGUUGUGAUUUGUUUGUAUAUAUUCAUGUUUGCUUCAUUUAUCUUUUGCUCAUUUGAGCUCAAAGGACUGUGAAAUGAGAGGUAUCUGAUUUAAACAUUUUGUAUAUUUGGAAGCAAGGAAAAGUUGGCAGUUAAAAAAGUCACAUAAAUGAUUUAUAUUAAAGAUAUAUAUUUAUCCAUGCAGAUAAAUUUUAUAUUUUAAAGCUAAACGAUGUGAUAUGUUCUCUUAUAUACAGUGUUUGCCGGUGAGAUAUUUUUGUGAUUAUGAUGAUAAGAAAAAGUGAUCAGAAAUUCUUGGUGAUUUUUCAUGCGUUAGCAUUUGUCAAAUUGUUUUGGAGCUGUUGUCAAAAUUGUGAUUUUUUCAAUAACUGAUUACUUGACUGGAUACUGGGGGACCUCCAACCUAUAAUGUACAAAGCUUUCAGCUCAUAGAAUCAGUUCAUUGUUCAUGUACUUUGUCAUCAUUUUUGAACAGUAUUUGUUUGUAUUUUUUCACAAUACCAUAUACAUUUUCUCAUCAUCAUGCAUUUUAUUUUGUAAGAUCUUUUUAGUGAUUGUAGUCUUUCAUGUAUAGAAGAGUUUGUUAAAAUAGACUCCAGUGGAAUAUGAUUUUAUACUAUGAUGCCACUUCAUAUUUGAAAAAUAUUAAAUAUUUUUCUUUAUUGCAA